AUUCUUGUGAUAGAAAGUCAUUUUCGGCUUUUCCCGUUUAGGGUUGGCCACAGUGAAUCGUCACACUCACGUGUCGUCAGUGACGACUCGCGUGUUGACGUUUGGCACGUGGUUUACGCCCAAUUCCCUUCCUGACGCAACCCUGACUCGAACCCGGGCCGCCUUAACCACAAGCCUUUGAGGGACGGCUUCUUGUGAUAAAUUAUGUUAUCUAGAGAAAAUUUUGCUUUUUUGGAGAUAAAGUAAAUUAAGCAAUUAUCAGGCGAGCGUAUUUCUCUUGAAAUAACAAAACAAUUCAAGCACCUGGCGUUCUCGGCUUCCGUAAACUGGACGUUAGCCAAGGGUUUAGCGUUAGCUUAUCGGAAAACCGAGUUAGCUAAGUUAGCCUCUCAGUGGUUUCCAGAAUUAUUUUGUGGUUUGAAUUUGUUUGUCUUCCUAUUCAAGAUAAAUAAAAUGAUACUUUAUUAUUACAUUUAAUGACGUAGCUAGCCUAAUUAUGAGCAUUUGCCGACAGGAGUUGAGCUAGACCCAGGGUUUCCAAGGUUUUCGGUUUGCUAACGGUUUGACUUCACCGGAAGACAUUUAUCAAAGGUGUGAGUAUUUCCACCUGUGUUCAGCGAAACUAUCAGAAACUGCUGCUAAUGAUGGAUUUGACAACAAUAAUAGUAAUACAAUACUACAAUCAUCCAGCCAUACAAUACAGUUAAACUUGCCGAAGAUAAAAACACAACGCUAAAAGCUUAUUUCCACUGUGGUUAUACAAACGGAGAAUAGAAAAGCACUUUCGGCUUUUCCCGUUUAGGGGUCACCACAGUGAAUCGUCACACUGACGACUUGCAUGUUGACAUUUGGCACGUGUUUUACGCCGGAUGCCCUUCCUGACGCAACCCUGAUUCAAACCCGGGCCCUUAACCUCUAACCUACCAGGGACGGAUGUCCGUUAUACAAACAGAGGCGUGCAACUAGUUUUCAAUGUGUUGAGAAGAGCUGCUGUUCCUAAUUGGCAGCGCAGUCAAAAUGGCCUUGACAUAAGGCACCUGCCAACAAUUUUAGUGUUACACUAUCGAGCAAGGCUGCUUUUUUAAUGUACAUCCAGAGUAACUGGGUGUAGUGGCUGCUGUAAGAGCCUGAGCCGCCUUCAUUUCAUAUUCAGAACCAGUAUUUAUCAACCAUCUCAGAGCAGGAACACACUCCUGUCCAAAGAUUCUAAGAAUAGCACAUUUUGUCCUUACUUUUAGGAGUAGAAGUAAGGGCUUUUAACAUAUUCCAGUGACUUUUACAGAAGCUUUAACUCAUUCUUCCACUAGUUAAAAUAGGGCUUAUUUUAAGAUAUCUACAUUUAUGUAUGAGGAAUUUACCCAAUAACAGUAGAUUAUUAAGAACAAAGGCCAAACCCGUAUCACUGACAAACUGCUCAAACCUGACAUUUUCCACCAUGAAAGGUGGUAACUGCAUUAAAAACGUUACUUGAGUAAAAGUACAAAAGUAUUAGCAUCAAAAAUAUACGUAGUCUGGUGAUUCUACUGUGUUUGGUUUGAUUCAUCUGAUGUACAUGUAGUGUACACAGUUUGUCUCUGACAAGUAGUGAAGUCCAAGUAUGAAGUAGCAGGACAUGGAAGUACAAAUACUUCAGUUGGACUCGAGUAAAUGUACAUAGUUACUUUUUACCAUGUGUUAAAUUUAAAUGUCCAACUGUUAUGUCGUUGUCUCUGAGUCUCCCUGCAGGUCCAGUCCUUUCCCUGCACUUCCGGGUGUGUCCAGUUGGGGGCAUCGAUGGCUUCCUGUUGUUCCUGUUCAGUGCUUCCUCCUCAGGCACAGAAAAAGACGAGGCAUCUGCUUCUCUGCCUUUGCUCUGUCAUCCUCCACCUCCUCCCUCAGGAAGGGGAGCGCCACACCCUGUCAGCCAAUCAGAGCUCGGCUCCACCUUCUCCAUCACAUCAUCUCAGUUUCCAAGUGGGAUUGCCACAGCAUCACAGACACCUCCCUCACGCCCUUGCUCCUUCUAUAUCUUCCAAUAUCCAACAGAAAAGAGGAAGAGGAGAAGGGAACGAGAUGGACUAAAGGAGAAGAAGUAGAGUGAUGUGUUUCCUCCAGUGAAGCUCGUCCACUCACAUUAGGAAAUCUGGCCUUGUCUUGUACCAUGAGCAUCGUAGCUCUCUCACCUGUGGCCCCCGAGCCACUGUCCCCGAUGAUCACCUCCAUCACCCCCAUCACCCCGAUCCUGGACCCUGACACCGCCACCUCCUCUUCCACUGUUUCCAUUGUCCCUCUCUGCCUGGGUCAGUCUGAGGACGGGGCCUCCUCGCCGGGACCUGACCUCAGCCAAGUCAGCCUCUCUGGGGGAGGACCUCACCUGGGGCGAGACCCCUCCCAGAGGUCAAAGAAGCCUCCACCCCUCCACACUGGAGCCGACUGGAAGGUGGUGCUCCACCUGCCAGAGAUCGAGACAUGGCUGCGAGCCACCAGCGACAGAGUCACGCAGCUCUCGCACUCUGUGGUACAAGACGGUGACAACAGACACGUGGACGUCCACCUGGUGCAGCUCAAGGACAUCUGCGAGGACAUCUCGGACCAUGUGGAGCAGAUUCACGCCCUGCUGGAGACAGAGUUCUCCCUGAAACUGCUCUCCUACUCUGUCAACAUCAUUGUUGACAUCAGGGCGGUGCAGCUGCUGUGGCACCAGCUGAGAGUCUCAGUUCUGGUCCUGAAGGAGCGUCUGCUGCAGGGCCUGCAGGACUCCAACGGAAACUACACCCGCCAGACUGACAUCCUGCAGGCCUUCAGCCAGGACCAGCACCAGACUCGUCUGGACGCCCUGACGGAGGUGGAUGACUGUGGUCAGCUGACCAUUCGCUGCAGCCAGGACUACUUCUCUUUAGACUGUGGCAUCACCGCCUUUGAGCUGAGUGACUACAGCCCCAGUGAUGAGCCUGAGGCUCGAGUAACAGAGCCAGACCACGAGGACCCCCCCCAGACGCCGACACUUGACCGAGCCCAAGGCCCAGAUUCAGAAGCGGCUUCAGUGGAGAGUGAAGGACCCUGCCUGUCAAACCACAAACUUCAUAACAGUCUACCUGAACUCACUACGCCUGGUGACGCAACUAACUAUAAUAGUUCUCCAUCAGUUUUACCCACAAUGCAAUGUGGCACGUCCAGUCACAAAGAAAGUGUGAAGCGCCUUCUGCAGGGUGUGAGCCAAAGCACCGAGGUGUCACCCACACAGCCGUCGCUUCCUAAGAGAGCUGCUCUGCUCUCAGACAGAGGAGCCUGGGUGGAGGACUCGAGGGGAGGCCUCCAGAAGGUCAGCCCACUCACUGCGCAGCAGUCCCAGGCCGAGCUGAGCCGAAGCACCCCCUCGCUCAUGGAUCCUCCAGACCGCUCCAAGUUCUGGUUGGAGCUGGACUCUGUUUAUCCAGAAAACGUUUCACAGUCCUGCGAGAACCUGCAGGUCAUGAACAGGAGAGGCCUCCAGAGAAACCAUGUGAGCUCCAGACAGGGAGGAUGCUCAGAGGCACUGACCAACCAGAGGAGCCCAUCUGGGGCUGGACUGAACGCCAACGCCCCCCUACCUCUCCUGGACCCACUGUCUCAGGAUGAAAUGUCAAAACAAAAAAAUGGGACACCGCAUGAGAGAAAUGCAUACAGCGAGGGGGAUUCUGACUCCCCGUUGCCUUCCCCCAUGAGGGAGCAGCUCCUCUUCUCAGAUGUGGAGGCAUCUGGAGAGGAGUCGGACCCUCGACCGCCUCCUGGCAAGAUGGCAGUGUGGAUUGUGAAGCACCAGGGGCAGAAGGUUUCAUCAGAGGCCAGCACACACAGGGAGCACUGGUACGGGUCAGAAGAGUUCCUGGCUCUCCCCGCCCAGCUCCAUAAGACGGAGAUGCUCGCUCUAAAACUGGAGAGUCUGGCUCAGUCCAUCCCACUGAGGCCUGGUGACUCUGGCGAGGAGGCUCUUCAGGAUGUGGAUGACUGGGAUUUGACAGAGCUCAACCCAGACUGGGACACAGGGGAGAGUGGAGACAACUUGAGCACUGCGGGGGAAGGCGGGGAUGACAUGUCUUCUCUGCCACCGCUGCUUCCUUACACACAAACCCUGCUCAGCCACCGUAGCCCCACCUCCUCCAGUGAUAUUGCGCCCUCACUGGAUGAAAGCAUCGAGUCUGGCCUGCUAAGCGACCUACAGUCUGAAGAGGAUGAGGGACGGACGUCUGCAGAGCAGCACGUGGUGGUGACAGCACCCCCGGUGGACGGACAUGGAGGCGCGUGUCUUGUGCAGAAGCUGCUAGAGGACAUUCAGAGUCAGGACAAAGACAAAGAUAUCUGGAAGAAGAUAGAGUGCUUUGUGCAGCAGUUGGACGGGUUCAUCUCGUGGCUGCAGGAGGCGCUGGACAGUACAGAGAACUGGACGCAGCCCAGACAGGAGCUGGAGAGCCUCAGGGCGUACCUGGACACACACCUGAGCUUCAAGCUGAAUGUGGACAGCCACAGCGCUCUGAAGGAGAGCAUCAUGGAGGAAGGCAGAGCACUGCUCACCGUCAUCACCUGCCACCAAUCAGGUCUGAAGGAUAUCCUCCAUAUGGUUUCCAGCCAAUGGGAUCAGCUACAGCGGCAGAUCCGGUCCUCCUGGGGCCAGUGGUUUGGGGCACAUGUUGAAGUGCCCUCGAGCAAGACCCUGAACCCCAGGUUGGCCCACUUUGAGUUCACAGAAUGCAUAGAAAAGUUCUGUAUACAGAAGGCAAAGCUACCAGUCAGUCUACGCUCCAACCCUCACCCAUGGUCACGAGCUGUGGGUAGUGACCGAAAGAAUAAGAUCACAAAUACAAGCGGCCAAAAUGAGUUUCCUUCACAGGGCGGCCGGUCUUAA
This is a messenger RNA of Monopterus albus (swamp eel), 4861 nucleotides long. RefSeq names its product A-kinase anchor protein 6-like. The transcript has 16 exons. NCBI's taxonomy places the organism in Eukaryota, Metazoa, Chordata, Actinopteri, Synbranchiformes, Synbranchidae. The record is from RefSeq and is a predicted model, not a curated record. Gene Ontology annotation, cellular component: sarcoplasmic reticulum; perinuclear region of cytoplasm. Gene Ontology annotation, molecular function: protein kinase A binding; transmembrane transporter binding. Bases 2141 to 4861 code for a protein of 906 amino acids.